AAAAAGCUACAGGGGCUUAAAAGAUGAAAUUCCUUCACCUGAUAAAGAGUUUUACCCUCCCCUGAAUUUUAGCGGCCAUCUAAUCAAGUUAUUCCGGCGAAAAUAAAGAAAUGCCGAGCAAGAAGAACAAGAGAAAAAGACCAACAAUUCAUCCAAACAAUAAAUACGCCGACAAUCCACCUGAUUUUGCUCUAUUAGCUUCUCUUUACCCUUCUUUUAAACCCUAUGUUUUUUAUUCUCGCGAUGGUAAGCCCAGAAUCGACUGGACCGAUUUCAACUCGACUCGGGAGCUCACUCGGGUCCUUCUCCUCCACGAUCAUAACCUAAAUUGGUGGAUUCCGGAUGGGCAGCUUUGCCCCACAGUUCCAAACAGAUCAAACUAUAUCCAUUGGAUUGAAGAUCUUCUUUCGUCGGAUAUCAUUCCGAAGAUUAACACGAAUGGGGAUACUGUGAAAGGUUUUGAUAUUGGCACGGGAGCUAACUGUAUUUAUCCGCUCCUCGGUGCAUCUCUUGUAGGAUGGAGCUUUGUUGGAUCAGAUGUGACUGAAGUAGCUCUAGAGUGGGCAGAGAGAAAUGUUAAAAACAAUCCACAUGUUUCGGAAUUAAUUGAGAUUAGAAAGGUUACAAACUGUCGAGAUGUCCUUUCUAUUGAAUGUUCUCGUAAUGUUGAACCUGAAAAUUUGGGAAGCGGAAUGGAUAUGCAUGAAAGUGUUGUUGAGGAGGUGGUGGAUGCAAAUACGAAUUAUCAUGGACGAAUACUUGUUGGUGUAGUUAGGGAAGGUGAGAAGUUUGAUUUCUGCAUGUGUAAUCCUCCAUUUUUUGAUUCCAUGGAGGAAGCAGGACUGAACCCAAAAACUUCUUGCGGUGGAACUCCUGAGGAGAUGGUUUGUCCUGGUGGGGAAAAGGCGUUCAUUGCUCGUAUUAUUGAAGAUAGUGUUCUACUGAAGGAGUCCUUUAGAUGGUUCACUUCGAUGGUUGGGAGGAAAAUAAACUUGAAGUUCCUCACCUCAAAGCUUAGGGAGGUUGGAGUCACUGUUGUAAAGACAACAGAAUUUGUACAAGGACAAACAUGUCGAUGGGGGCUUGCUUGGUCUUUUGUGCCACCUGCCAGGAAGAUAAUAUCACCUCAAGUCGUCGAGAAGCGUAUCGUCUCUUUUAUGCUUGAGGGACUUCAACGCCAAUUUAGUGCCUUAGAUGUAUUACAAUCAGUUGAGUCGUAUUUCCAUAGUAGUGGCGCAUCUUGUAAAUUGAAUUCCACGACGUUUUCUGUUGAUAUCACUGCAUCUAUGGAUCAAUGUGAUGCAAUCCUAAAGAAUGAAGGGAAACGCCAUUGUGAUGAAACUGCUGACUGGAAUUCUGUGGAUGAGACAUUGAAUCCUUCAAUUUUGCAGCACCCUUCUUUACACAAGUUGUGUUUUCGUAUUUCGGUUUUUCAGCAAAUCCCUGGCACCCUUUUGGUGAAAGGAUCAUUGCAAGAUAAAGAUAGUACAGUUUCAGGAGUAUUCUCACCAAUUAUCCAACGGUUGGAAGAAAUGCUGAGAUGUAAAUUCUGUAGAGCAAAGCCAGCCGUUAGUUAAAGGCAGUCGUCGGAUAUAUACGCCAGAGUCUUUGAAGUAGCAGAAGCUGUAAUGUGUAGAUUAUUACAUUUUUGUUAUCAUUGUCAUUUUCUAUAUUCUAUUUUAAAAAAUAUUUUAUAAUUUUUUAGCAUA
This is a messenger RNA of Mercurialis annua (annual mercury), 1709 nucleotides long. RefSeq lists its product as uncharacterized. The record is from RefSeq and is a predicted model, not a curated record. NCBI's taxonomy places the organism in Eukaryota, Viridiplantae, Streptophyta, Magnoliopsida, Malpighiales, Euphorbiaceae. The coding region runs from base 111 to 1577 and encodes 488 amino acids. Gene Ontology annotation, biological process: rRNA base methylation. The transcript is spliced from 8 exons. Gene Ontology annotation, cellular component: nucleus. Gene Ontology annotation, molecular function: 23S rRNA (adenine(1618)-N(6))-methyltransferase activity.